Molecule: messenger RNA, 1848 nt
Organism: Carlito syrichta (Philippine tarsier)
Lineage: Eukaryota; Metazoa; Chordata; Mammalia; Primates; Tarsiidae
Product: IQ domain-containing protein H-like
Exons: 10
Coding region: 1-1848 (615 amino acids)
Molecular function (GO): protein binding
Source: RefSeq, a predicted model, not a curated record
AUGAAAGUCACGACUCCUUCAAGAGUUCUGACGUCACCAUGGGAUUUUGACUUUUUUAUUUAUAAUGGUGCCAUAGACAAGACAGCCUCAGACUUCUUAGCAUUCAAGGAACAUUUCAACUUGGUUUGGGGAAAUAUUUUUUCUCUCUUGGAACACAUCAAGAAGUUUCUCAGGGACUACGCAAUUCCAGAAGUCAAAAUAAAAGGGAGAAACUUGGUAGCUCUCCUUCCAGAGUUUGAGAUGAGGAAUAAACUUACCCGGUAUGACCUUCUCUCAGUGUUUGAAAACCCAGUUCACAUCCAAAUGCUGGUCAGUCUCCCAGGACAGAGGUACAAGGGCCAGGAUGGAAAGUCUGAGGCUGCCCUCAAGAUCCAAGCCACGUGGAAGUGCUUCCAAGCCAGGAAGCGCUUCCUCAUUUAUCGCCAGCAGAAGUGGGCAUCGGGCGUGAUCGCCAUCGCCUGGCUUCUGCACUGCCACAAGACGCGGCUGAAGAGGCUCCUGCAAGAAUCGCGUCAGAGGCACCUGGAGAACUUCCACACCCGAGCCAAGCAUCUGGCAGCCAACUGGAAUCGCAUCAGGACCUCCAGGAGGACUAUUAUCCAUAUCCCGUCAUUAGGGUACCCUCAGCCUGUGCGGGAACAUAUUGCCGAUUUCAGCACACAGCAGAACAUGCAGCUGGGGCGGCUGUGUGACAUCCUAGAUGCCAACGUGAGCGUCAUCUACAUCUGCUCCCAUCAUAUGAACGACGAGUUAGUGCUCUAUUACAAUAAAAUCCUAAGUCUGCACGCAGCUGUCAAGUCGGGGAACCUUAAGGACAGAAGUGACCUGCAGGACAGGUUCAAAAUUAUCACCCCUGAAGCUGUAAACAUCUUCCCUAUGAUGGAGCAGCUGAGUCAGCUGAUCACCAACCACCUGCACAUCCGGCGCUGGCUCUUUAAAGUGGACUGCGGGUUCGCAGGCAGCGGGACAGCGUUCUGUGACAUUCCUACCCACCUGCAGUGCUACAGGUGGGCACAGAAGGAGAGCAGCAGAUACAACCGUGAGGACUGGAGCCGGAAGUGGGCACACGAGCCAGCCUUGGUGAAGAUCUCCGAGGAGCUGGCGGGCAUUUUAGCACAGCACGCACAGCCAGUCAAUGAGAAACGGUUCCCGACGUGGAGGAAAUUCCUCCAAACAUUUCUCAGUCAAGGGGGCGUGAUUGAGGCAUUCCCACCUGCAGACAGUAUCACCAACCUGACGGUGGACAUGCUGAUAGAGCCCAGCGGGGAGAUCAGCGUGCUGUCCACGGGAGACCAGCUCCACGCCGAUGGCCCCUUAGUCUCCUCAGGCACCACCAUGCCCCAGGCCUCCGUGGACCCCCAGGUGCUCAGCCACUUGUGCCUCCAGAUUGGAAGAGCCUGCCAGAGGAGGGCUGUGGUCGGGUACUUCUCUGUAGACCUGGUGACGUUCAUCGACCCCAGCACCUUGGAGCAGCAGGUAUGGGCAACCGGCCUCAACCUCUCCUACAGUGACCAGUUGGCCCUGACUCAGCUCACCCUUUAUUUGACCAAUGGUCAUCUGGACUGCCAUGUGGGCACCCUGGAAGUGCCACGCUUCGUUCCAAAGGAAAGGAAGAGAACCCCCUGCACUCUACCCGAGCCGACACUGGCAACCAGUCGCUACGCAGUGAUGACCACCCAAUUGAGGCACAGCAAUCUCUCACUGGUUUUCCACUAUGUCUUCCUCAAGAUGUGUAGGGCCCAUGGCAUCGGUUAUGACCUUGAGAACAAUCGGCGAGGGUCUCCAGGGGGUCCUCAUGACCUUUGCCCACAAUCUCUUCAUCAUCCAUCAAGAGAUAUCAGCACCUAA